GUUGAGAUUGGUGAAAGUGUGAGAGGGGAAGAUGUCUACAUUAUCCAGAGUGGCUGUGGAGAAAUUAACGACAACCUGAUGGAACUCCUCAUCAUGAUCAAUGCCUGCAAGAUUGCCUCGGCAUCCAGGGUGACUGCAGUGAUCCCAUGUUUUCCAUACGCCAGGCAAGAUAAAAAGGACAAGAGUCGUGCUCCAAUUUCUGCCAAACUUGUGGCCAAUAUGCUGUCGGUGGCUGGGGCGGAUCACAUCAUCACCAUGGACCUGCACGCCUCGCAGAUACAGGGCUUCUUCGAUAUUCCUGUGGAUAACUUGUACGCGGAGCCAGCGGUCUUGCAGUGGAUUCGGGAAAACAUCACUGAGUGGAAGAACUGUAUCAUCGUUUCCCCAGACGCAGGGGGAGCCAAAAGGGUCACGUCAAUUGCAGACAGGUUGAACGUGGAAUUUGCUUUGAUUCACAAAGAGAGGAAGAAAGCGAAUGAGGUGGAUCGGAUGGUUCUGGUGGGCGACGUGAAGGACCGCGUGGCCAUCCUCGUGGACGACAUGGCCGACACCUGUGGCACCAUCUGCCACGCUGCCGAUAAGCUACUCUCGGCUGGAGCCACCAAAGUUUAUGCUAUCCUUACCCAUGGGAUUUUCUCUGGGCCAGCUAUUUCCAGGAUAAAUAGUGCCGCCUUUGAGGCUGUUGUUGUCACGAACACAAUUCCCCAAGAGGACAAAAUGAGACACUGCUCCAAGAUUCAGGUCAUUGACAUUUCCAUGAUCUUGGCUGAGGCAAUCCGAAGGACACACAACGGGGAAUCCGUGUCGUACCUGUUCAGCCACGUCCCUCUAUAAAGCCAGAAUAUGACGUGACGAGCAGACUGCUCUGACUUCUGACCUGCUUUUGUUUGUUUGAUUUUUAGCUUAGGACUCAGCAAUGGUAGAAUAAUCACUGGCAAAAGCACAGAUCUCUGUAUUCUCUGUGAUUCAUUCAGUGUUCCUCUUUCUAAAGCUCAAGACCAUUUCUUUCCAGUUUUGGGGGGAUGGUGGUGGUUAUUUGGUCUUUAAGUGGACUAUCUUAAAUGAGAAAUGGUUUUGUCAACUUGACUUGUUCAUAUGAUCUUUUUUCCUUUGUUCUUUUAGUACUUUGUGGUGACAUCUUUCAAUUCUAUAAUUCCAUUGUGAAAGUUCAUAGUUUAUAUAUUUUGAGGUUGCCAAAGGUAACUUCAGAUUAAAGCCUUCUGUGUAAAUAUAUAAUGAUAAUGCUUGUGGACAUUUGAGUCAAGCCCUGUAUAAAAUUAGCCCUUUACUUUGGAGUGAAACUUAGAAAAUUUAUAAUACCAUGAAUUUUGAAUUCUUUCUUUCCUUCCUUCUUUUUUUGGUAACUGAGUUUCAAAUAAACCAUCUUGGUUACUGUGCUUAAUAUGGGCCAAAUUUUAUUUGGCUUAAGAUGGCACUGACUCAUUUAUUUUUGGGGUAAACAUUAGACGUAUUAGAGGCGAUAUAUUUCUGUAUCUUUUUUUAUUACCACUUCCGAAACAUAUUAUAACUAUCACUUACCUGAAAUGCCGUGUCCUAAAAUUCCAAAAUAAUGUUCAGCAAUCGCUCUGAUUUAGAAACUGUUUUGAAAUACAGUCUCCAAGCUCAUUGUCACGUUGAUACCCUCCUCUGUCCAUCCCAGGUGGACAAUUUUGGGGGAGGCACCUCAUGUCCUAUCACCUUGCUCUUUUACAUCAUAUUUUUAGCUAUAACUUUUACUUUGUAUUUUUUCCCAGUAAUUUCAUGUUGUAGGUUUCCACCAAAAUAAAGACUCUCAUAGAUCUCAAAUUUACUAGCCUAAUCACUAUUUUGCUUUUGACAUAAAUAAAAAGGUGACUUUUUAUGAGUGCCACCAAAUGCAUUAAUUUGGUUAAAUGUUCUUUUGCCCUUUGUAAUCAGAAGUUACAAGUCUCUAGUAACUGAUCGUUUUAACUAAAGCAGUUCAUGAAAAAUGUGGGUUGGAGAGGCCUAUUAAAAAAGUGCAAAUAAGUAAACAUUAGUUGCUCCAUUAGGAUAAUUUUCAAAAAGUGGCUCAAAAGUGACAGUGGAGGGGAAAUUCACUGAGGGUUACAGUCCCCAUAAGAUGGCCCUUACAACAACCUCUAAGUGAAGUGCCUGGCUGCCUCUGUGGCAGAAGUCAAGCGUAGACUCGUUGUGAAUCUUGUCAUCCGCACAUUGGUGGACAACCAACUGAAUUCUCCAGCCCCCAAAGAAAAGGAUGUGCCUGCAUAGACAAAGCCUAGGAAUAAUAAACAACAAUCUCUUCCUUCUGCUGAAUCUUAAAACUGGUAGAGAAUAAAUUCUCUGAUCUAAAUUCUGCAGGUAGAAAAAUCAAAUCUACUUUGGUCAUUAACAAACUUGAACAGCAGUGUUCAGGGUUUCAAACGUUACUACAGCGGAGGUUGAAUUGAAAUUAGAAAGUAUCAUUUUAGUUGUUGCAGGAACUAGGAUUUCAAAGGAUAGUGUAGUCUGGUAAAGUAAGCCAUGCAGUACAGACUAACUGUAGCUAGAUAGAGUUGACUUGACAUAUAUAAAGAGCCUAUUUUGAUACUUUGUAGUUUUUGUUUUUGAUAAAUAUGUGACAUCUUUAUUUCUUGAAAUUUUCAUGCUUGUACAAAAUGAAGAUAUAGUUAUAAAUGCAUAUAUGUAGACAACUUGACAUACAAGUGUGCAAGUUUAGACAUGUUGACAUGACUAAAGCCAGUUAAUUUAAAGGUCAGAAUUUCAUCUAAGAUAUUUAAAGUGUAAGAAUAUAUAGACCUAGUUUUAAAAUGUGAUCUUCAGAUAAAAAAAACUGUAUAUGAAAAUCUGCAUUGUCAUUCUCUGAAUUAAGAACUGAUGAUUUCUAUCAUUAUUUAGCCCCACUUUUGUAUUUUAAAGUACUUCUGAUUAUAUUUAUGAACUGAUUAGACUGGACUUAGCCAUAUGCAGUGGAAAUUUAGAUCUUAACCAUCUGAUGGUUUUGGUUCAACAGAGGUGAUGAAGACUGCCUGGUGAGCAGCUUAAUCCCAGAACAUUAGUGUUCCCUGCUGCUGGUGGUGUGGAUACUUCAGUGCGACCACCAAAUAUAUCUGUCCUGUACUACUCUACUGAAUGGGGGUAGACUUGGCAUAUAUUGAGCCAAAAAGAGGAGCCAGAGAAACAUGAAUAUACCAAAGUUAUUUAAUCUCCAACUGAAAUGAUAUUAUCAAUUUACAGAUAUUCGUAUGUAACUUUACUUUGUUAUACAAUGUCAGCUAGAUCCAGGAAUGUAUCAUUUGCAAUGCUUGUGUUUUAAGAUCCUCCAACAUUGUACUAAAAUAUUUCAAUAAAAUGCUGAUUACUUUCUUCCA
Messenger RNA from Galeopterus variegatus (Sunda flying lemur), 3350 nucleotides. It is a transcript of the gene PRPS2, whose product is annotated as phosphoribosyl pyrophosphate synthetase 2. The coding region runs from base 79 to 834 and encodes 251 amino acids. Gene Ontology annotation, biological process: 5-phosphoribose 1-diphosphate biosynthetic process; purine nucleotide biosynthetic process; ribonucleoside monophosphate biosynthetic process. The record is from RefSeq and is a predicted model, not a curated record. NCBI's taxonomy places the organism in Eukaryota, Metazoa, Chordata, Mammalia, Dermoptera, Cynocephalidae. Gene Ontology annotation, cellular component: cytoplasm; ribose phosphate diphosphokinase complex. The transcript is spliced from 6 exons. Gene Ontology annotation, molecular function: ribose phosphate diphosphokinase activity; magnesium ion binding.